Molecule: messenger RNA, 2835 nt
Organism: Miscanthus lutarioriparius
Lineage: Eukaryota; Viridiplantae; Streptophyta; Magnoliopsida; Poales; Poaceae
Source: the annotation of a GenBank genome assembly
AUGUCCACCGCGCCCGCGCGGCGCGCCCACCCGCCGCUGCAGAACGGCUCGAGGGGCGACGACGGGGACGACGAGCGCGAGGAGGAGGAGGAGGAGGAAGUGGGCGAUGACGAGGCGGAGGAGGAGGACGAGGAGGAGCCGCGGCUCAAGUACCAGCGUCUGGGCGGGAGCGUGCCGGCGAUCCUCUCCACCGACGCCGCAGCCGCCAUCGCCGUCGCCGACCGCAUGGUUGCGCUCGGUACCCACAACGGCAUCCUCCACAUCCUCGACUUCCAGGGCAACCAGGUGAAAGAAAUUGCUGCACACACAGCAACUAUCAAUGACAUAAGUUUUGAUGGGGACGGUGAAUAUAUAGGAAGCUGCUCAGAUGAUGGCACAGUGGCAAUAAACAGCCUCUUCACUGAUGAAAAACUAAAGUUUGAGUACCAUCGCCCCAUGAAGGCAAUGGCUCUAGACCCUAAUUAUGCCCGGAACUAUAGAGGAUUUGCUACUGGUGGUUUGGCAGGCCAAGUACUUGUGUUGACAAAGAAGUCUUGGGGAGGUUACCAUAAGAAGGUUUUGCGUGAUGGUGAAGGGCCAAUCCAUUCGAUGAAGUGGAGGGCGGACCUUCUUGCUUGGGCUAACGAUGCAGGGGUGAAAGUGCAUGAUAUGAGGACAGACAAAGGAAUUGCAUUCAUAGAGAGACCAAAAGGCAUUCCUCGACCAGAGUUCUUGCUUCCCCACCUAGUCUGGCAGGAUGAUACAGUCUUAGUUAUUGGAUGGGGAACAAGUGUCAAGAUUGCAGCGAUUCGAACAGAUUUAUCUCAGGGAUUCAAUGGCCUACAAAGGACUAUCACCACAGCUAGUUCUGAGAAGUAUGUGGACGUUGUAGGCUCAUUCCAAACAGGUUACCACAUAUCUGGGAUUGCUCCAUUUGGUGACCUUUUAGUUGUACUUGCCUAUAUUCCUGACGAGGACAAAAAAGAGAGAACAUUUAGUACUUCUGUUACUUCACGACAGGGAACUGCACAGCGUCCAGAAAUACAUCUUGUAUCAUGGAAAAAUGAUGAACUUACUACAGAUGCUCUGCCUAUUCAUGGUUAUGAGCAUUACAAGGCAAAGGACUAUGCUCUUGCGCAUGCACCUUUCUCAGGAAGUAGCAAUGCAGGUGGACAGUGGGCUGCUGGCGAUGAACCUUUGUAUUACAUUGUGUCUCCUAAGGACAUAGUGGUUGCAAAGCCAAGAGAUGCUGAAGAUCAUAUUGCUUGGCUUCUUCAACAUGGUUGCCAUGAAAAAGCAUUGGCUGCAGUUGAGGCAGUGCAAGGACGCACUGAGCUUCUUGAUGAGGUGGGUUCAAGAUACCUUGAUCACUUGAUAAUUGAAAGAAAAUAUGCUGAAGCUGCUCAGCGCUGCCCAAAGUUGCUGCGAGGAUCUCCUUCAGCAUGGGAGAGAUGGGUCUUCCACUUUGCUCAUCUUCGCCAACUUCCUGUUUUGGUCCCUUAUAUACCUACAGAAAAUCCUCAGCUGACUUCACCGGUCAUAUCUGCCAUUGAGCCACAGCUAAACUCCUCAUCGAUGACUGAUUCAUUGAAAGAGGCAUUAGCAGAAUUGUAUGUGAUCAAUGGUCAAUAUGAAAAGGCACUUUCUCUUUAUGCUGAACUCUUGAAGCCAGAAGUAUUCGAGUUUAUUGAGAAAUACAACUUGCAUGAUGCCAUUUGUGAUAAGGUUGUCAAUCUUAUGAUAGUGGAUAAUAAAAGAACAGUUCACCUACUGAUCCAACACCGUGAUAUCAUUCCCCCAUAUGAAGUUGUGGAGCAGUUGUUGCAUACCAGUAAAAACUGUGACAAGAGAUAUUUGUUACACCUAUAUUUGCAUGCUUUAUUUGAGAUAGAUGUACAUGCUGGAAAGGAUUUUCAUGAUAUGCAGGUGGAGCUUUAUGCAGAAUACGAGCCAAGGAUGCUACUACCCUUCCUCCGAACCAGUCAGCAUUACAGGCUUGACAAGGCAUAUGGAAUCUUUGCACAAAAGGAACUUGUAAGGGAGCAGGUUUUUGUCCUUGGUCGAAUGGGCAAUGCUAAGGAAGCUCUUUCGACAAUUAUAAACAAACUGGAAGACAUGCAGGAGGCUGUUGAAUUUGUUACAGAGCAACAUGAUGAUGAACUGUGGGAGGAACUGAUUAGACAAUGCCUCCAGAAGCCUGAAAUGGUAGGGAAUCUAUUGGAACAUACCGUUGGCAAUCUUGAUCCUCUGUACAUUGUCAGUUUGGUUCCUGAUGGCUUAGAAAUACCUCGGUUAUGGGAUCGUCUUGUGAAAAUUGUGACGGAUUACCGAACAGAAACUUCAUUGCGAAAUGGAUGCAAUGAUAUACUUAAGGUUAACUUUCUUUCCUAUACUGUGCUGCUCCGUAUUUCAAUCGUCUCGAAUUCUGAGUAUUUUCCAUCCGAAACUUGCCUUGUUCAGGCUGACUGUGUUAACCUUUUGGUUAAAUACUACCAUGAGGCUCGGCGUGGUGUCUACAUGGCAAGCAUGGACGAGGAGGUACAUGGGAACAGAACUGAUGAUGGAUCCUCUCGGGGGCAUGAGAGAUCAUCUAGCGUCCGGGCUCUAGAUAUCAAGUCCAGAACGAGAUGUGGUGCCCGGUGUUGCUUGUGCUUCGAUCCUUUGCCUAUCCAGGACAUCUCUGUCAUCGUGUUCUACUGCUGCCAUGCAUAUCAUCUGUCUUGCCUUGAAGGUGGUUUAGACUCGAUGAGAUCAAACAGUAAUCAGGAUAGUGACAGUGGCACGGACGAUGAGGAUGGUUCCCCAUCAGGCCAGUCUCGUAUACGCUGUGUAUUGUGCACUACUGCUGCUGCAUAA